Aspergillus fumigatus Af293 is the source of this 711-nucleotide messenger RNA. RefSeq lists its product as uncharacterized. NCBI's taxonomy places the organism in Eukaryota, Fungi, Ascomycota, Eurotiomycetes, Eurotiales, Aspergillaceae. The coding region runs from base 1 to 711 and encodes 236 amino acids. The record is from RefSeq and is a predicted model, not a curated record. The transcript has a single exon.
AUGCCUGAAAUCCUCCUCCCAGACACCUCGUCCAUCACCUCCUCAACCGCCUCGUCUCUCCUCCUCUACACCGACCACCAACACCAAACAGCCCUCGCCCGACGCAAAUCCCUCCCUCUCCGUCGCUUAUCAGUCUGGCUCUCCCGCCGCACCUCCAAGCAGGGAUUAAACGCCACGGACGAUAAUGGCUACAGCCACCACCACCACCACCAUCACCCUCACACUCUGACUCAAGGCGAAAACUACCCCGACUAUGACGCCCAACGUAUCACAUCCGACUUUAACCUCCACCGUCAACGUGAACAUGAACAUGAACAGGGCCGCCGCAACCGCAAAUUCACCGACUCCGAGGCCGAGCGCCAUCUCGCCGAGUCCUAUGCGGCGUAUUGUCGCGCCUUCACGUCCGCGGGCGAGCAUCUCUAUCACCAGAAGCGCAGGACGUGGAUGAUGCACGGGGAGGUGGAUCUUCCGGUGAUGACCGAGGAUUCUGCCCAUGUACAUGCACAUCCCGAGGAGGAUGACGCUGAUGGGAAACGGGAGGGACUGAACCCCCCCGACACCGAGCCAUCGCCGCCGCCUCAUAUUCUCACGCCCUCGCUGUACGCUGAAAUGCGUCGCGUGGCCAGCGAUCAGAAACGAGCCAGGAAACGGCUCCGGGAACGCCGGUUGUGGUCGUGGUUCGCCUGGAUUCGUCCACGCGAGUCUCAUUGA